AUGCUCGGUUACCCGUCCACGGCUUCUGCCACUGCUGCUGCGUCUACAGCCGCCGGCGCCCAUAUGCACCCAUCAACCACAUCGUAUUCGGAACAGGAAAUCAGCUGUAUCUGCGAAUCAUUAUUCAAUGAAGGAUGGCAGACAGGAAAAUACGAACAACUUUCCCAUUUCCUCUGGACUGUUCCCCAGAUCUAUCGUCAGACAUUGGAGAGUUGUUUGAAAGCUGAAGCUCUGCUCUAUUUCAAUCAAGGAAACUGGAAACAGCUCUAUCGAGUAUUGGAGAGCAACAAGUUUUCUCCUCACAAUCAUCAAAUUCUACAAGAUAUGUGGCUGAGAGCACAUUACGCUGAGGCUGAAAAAACGAAGGAGCGUGAACUCGGAGCUGUUUGUAAGUACCGUAUAAGGAAGAAGAACCCUUUCCCCAGUACCAUCUGGGAUGGAGAAGAGACGAACUAUUGCUUUAAGUCGAAAUCCAGAAAAGCAUUACGAGAUGCGUAUGCUCAGUCUAUGUACCCCUCUGUCGAAGAGAAACGUCGUCUAGCAACGCAGACAGAGCUCUCAGUGACUCAAGUUUCAAAUUGGUUCAAAAACAAGAGGCAAAGAGAUCGAGCAAACGGAGUCCUUGAAAAAAAUUCCGUCAAAUCCGAAUCAGAUGAGGGUUCUUCUGGUGGACGUGACAGUCGACAGAAUGUAGAAGCACCUACAACAUCAUUCCCCGAUGUUGCUCCAUCUUAUCAGGGUUAUAAUACCGUAGCGGCAACAGCAUAUUUCCCUCCAGCGCCAUAUGAGAUGUUCAGCUUACAAACCUUAUAA
Messenger RNA from Auanema sp. JU1783, 813 nucleotides. The record is from the annotation of a GenBank genome assembly. Lineage: Eukaryota; Metazoa; Nematoda; Chromadorea; Rhabditida; Rhabditidae.